This is a messenger RNA of Magnolia sinica, 1572 nucleotides long. Its product is annotated as organic cation/carnitine transporter 3-like. Gene Ontology annotation, biological process: transmembrane transport. Gene Ontology annotation, cellular component: membrane. NCBI's taxonomy places the organism in Eukaryota, Viridiplantae, Streptophyta, Magnoliopsida, Magnoliales, Magnoliaceae. The record is from RefSeq and is a predicted model, not a curated record. Gene Ontology annotation, molecular function: transmembrane transporter activity. The coding region runs from base 1 to 1572 and encodes 523 amino acids. The transcript has a single exon.
AUGGCCGACUCAUCUCCUCUCCUCUCCCGAGUCAACUCGUCCGACCCAGAAGCUAACCCUCUGGUGCACAAAGGUGCACCUACCCUUGACGAUGUGAUCGAGCAGUCCGUCGGCAGCUUCGGCCUAGCGCAGCUGAUCCAAGCCAUCCUCGCGUCGUUCGCAUGGGUCUUCGACGCCCAACAAACGUUCAUCAGCGUCUUCACAGAUGCUCAGCCAUCUUGGCAUUGCACACGUGUAAAUGACACUGUAUGCUCAUCUGCCGCCACCCCAUGUGGGUUACCGAAGCAUGCAUGGGCAUGGGACCAGCCCGCGAGUGCAUCCAUCAUCUCUAAGUGGGACUUGAUGUGCUCGAGCUCACUCAUCUCAGGGCUCCCAGCGUCGUCUUUCUUCGCAGGUUGCUUUGCUGGUGGUUUCUUCCUUGCGACACUCGCUGACUCAUCGCUCGGCCGGAAGAAAAUGCUCCUUCUCUCGUGUCUCAUCAUGUCUAUCACCGGCGCACUAACUAUGGCCUCACCCAACUUAUGGGUCUACUCGGCCUUACGGUUCAUCAGCGGCUGUGGCCGCGCAACGAUCGGCACGUGCGCACUCGUGCUGGCGACCGAGAUCGUUGGGAAACGGUGUCGAGGUCAGGUGGGAAUCCUCGGCUUCUUUUGUUUCACGCUCGGAUUCUUAUCUUUGCCUGCCAUGGCCUACCUAGCUAGGGGUUCCUCAUGGUGGACCCUCUACCUGUGGACGUCAGCCCCCGUGAUCGUUUAUUGCAUAGCCGUCCAUUUUCUCGUGCAUGAGUCCCCACGUUGGCUCUUCGUGCGCGGACGUAAGGAUGAAGCUGUCCAGACGCUUCGAAGCAUCUCGUUAUCAAAUGGCAAGAUAUUGCUUUCCAGCUUCUCUGAAGUGGCUGUCGAAGAGGAGUCGUGGAAUGCCGACAUAUACUCGGCGAUGAAGAUCUUGUGGGAGAAGAAGUGGGCAUUUCGACGGUUAUCGAUGGUUAUGGUGGUUGGUUUCGGAGUAGGCAUGGUCUACUACGGGAUGCCACUUGGUCUUGGCAACUUGGAUUUCAAUCUCUAUGUGAGUGUCACGUUCAAUGCAUUAUCGGAACUUCCGUCAACCUUACUGGCCUUCUUCCUGAUAGGGAGGAUGAAUCGCCGGAGUGCGGUGCUGGUGUUCACUAUCUUAAGCGGGUUGUGCAGUAUCCUCUGCGUAGUGAUGGGUGGUGGCGAUAGGAAGGAGGUGCAGAUGGGGCUGGAGCUGGUUUCGUUCUUCAGCGCCUGCACCGCAUUCGGCAUACUUUUGGUAUACACCCUUGAAUUGUUCCCAACAUGUGUACGGAACACGGCAUUGUCGAUGGUGCGGCAGGCGAUUGUGCUCGGUGGCGUGAUCAGCCCCAUGCUUGUGGCGACAGGUAGGAAGCAAGGGUUCUUGUCAUUUGGGGUGUUUGGGGUGGUGAUUGGAGGGUGUGGAUUGUUUGUGAUGGGGUUGCCAGAGACAAGAGGUGGGCCAUCUUGUGAUACAAUGGAGGAAGAAGAGAAGAAGGAGAUUCUGGCUUUCAAUGGAGAUCACGCAUUAAAAAUAUGA